This is a messenger RNA of Salvia miltiorrhiza (redroot sage), 933 nucleotides long. Its product is annotated as 60S ribosomal protein L19-1-like. Gene Ontology annotation, biological process: translation. Gene Ontology annotation, cellular component: cytosolic large ribosomal subunit; ribosome. NCBI's taxonomy places the organism in Eukaryota, Viridiplantae, Streptophyta, Magnoliopsida, Lamiales, Lamiaceae. The record is from RefSeq and is a predicted model, not a curated record. Gene Ontology annotation, molecular function: RNA binding; structural constituent of ribosome.
CCGUAUAAAAUCUUAUCAUCAUUCCUACACAGUUCAUUUGCCAUCUGCACACCCACCACCGGGGAAACACAGAGAGAGAGAGAGAGAGGAGAGAGAUGGUGUCGCUUAAGCUGCAGAAGCGGCUCGCCGCCAGCGUAUUGAAGUGUGGCAAGGGCAAGGUUUGGCUUGAUCCAAAUGAAGUCAACGAAAUCUCCAUGGCCAACUCUCGACAAAAUAUUAGGAAGUUGGUCAAGGAUGGUUUCAUCAUCAGGAAGCCAACAAAGAUCCAUUCACGUUCCCGUGCCCGCCGCAUGAAGGAGGCCAAGAGAAAGGGACGUCACUCAGGAUAUGGUAAGCGCAAGGGUACCCGGGAGGCAAGGUUGCCCACUAAGAUUCUGUGGAUGAGGAGGAUGAGAGUGCUGAGGCGUCUGCUCCGCAAGUAUCGUGAGGCAAAGAAGAUUGAUAAACACAUGUAUCAUGACAUGUACAUGAAGGUCAAGGGUAAUGUGUUCAAGAACAAGCGUGUGUUGAUGGAGAGCAUUCACAAGUCCAAGGCUGAGAAGGCUAGGGAGAAGACCCUGUCCGACCAGUUUGAGGCCAAGAGAGCGAAGAACAAGGCUAGCAGGGAACGGAAGUUUGCUAGGAGAGAAGAACGACUUGCUCAGGGACCAGGAGAGAAGGUAGCUCCACCAGCAGCUGCUGCUCCUGCACCGACAUCUCAGCAAGCACAGCCAGCUAAGAAGUCGAAGAAGUGAUAAACUCGACGACUAGUUUCAGCGACUGGUUGCUCAAUAUCGUGUUUAUGGUUUUGCUAGGGCUGUACCCCAAGUUUUUUGAUCUCUUGCGUUUUAGUUGUCUUUAUCAUAUAACUAUGUUGUUUAGUGAAAGGAGUAUUGAAAUCAUACACCGUCUUUGGAUUAUGAUAUGUUUUCUUAAGUUGAUUCAGUUUCUUAU